Molecule: messenger RNA, 2013 nt
Organism: Lynx canadensis (Canada lynx)
Lineage: Eukaryota; Metazoa; Chordata; Mammalia; Carnivora; Felidae
Gene: PGAP2
Product: post-GPI attachment to proteins 2
Exons: 9
Coding region: 164-1129 (321 amino acids)
Biological process (GO): GPI anchor biosynthetic process
Cellular component (GO): Golgi membrane; endoplasmic reticulum membrane
Source: RefSeq, a predicted model, not a curated record
GUGGUGACGCUAUACAGAGGCUCCUCCCCCUUCCUUGGAGCCGAGACAGUCGGGCUGCUGAAGCUCGGGCCAAUCAGAGGGGAGGCUCCAACGAUGGCAUGGUGAUGGAACGCCGCUGAGAGGUCUGACAAGAUGUACCAGGUCCCACUGCCACUGGACCGGGAUGGGACCCUGGUCCGCCUCCGCUUCACCCUGGUGGCCCUGGUCACAGUCUGCUGUCCACUUGUCGCCUUCCUCUUCUGCAUCCUCUGGUCCCUGCUCUUCCACUUCAAGGAGACUACGGCCACACACUGUGGGGAUGUUCUCUGCGGCCUCCCAGCCCUUGGACCCAGAUGGGACUGUGUUCCGGCUCCGCUUCACGGCCAUGAUCUGGUGGGUCAUCACUUUCCCCAUGUUCGGCUUCUUCUUCUGCAUCAUCUGGUCCCUGGUGUUCCACUUUGAGUACACGGUGGCCACUGACUGUGGGGUGCCCAACUACCUGCCUUCGGUGAGCUCGGCCAUUGGUGGGGAGGUGCCCCAGCGCUACGUGUGGCGCUUCUGCAUCGGCCUGCACUCAGCGCCCCGCUUCUUGGUGGCCUUCGCAUACUGGAACCACUACCUCAGCUGCGCGUCCCCGUGUCCUGGCUACCGCCCGCUUUGCCGCCUCAACUUUGGCCUCAACGUCGUCGAGAACCUCGCACUGCUAGUGCUCACUUACGUCUCCUCUUCCGAGGACUUCACCAUCCACGAAAAUGCUUUUAUUGUGUUCAUCGCCUCUUCCCUCAGUCACAUGCUCCUCACCUGCAUUCUCUGGCGGCUGACCAAGAAGCACACAGUAAGUCAGGAGGAAUAUGAACAUGCCCAUCAUUCCUGCUGCCCUUGCCUGUGCCCCCUUCCAAAACCAAGGGAGGACCGCAAGUCCUACAACUGGAAACAGCGGCUUUUCGUCAUCAACUUCAUCUCCUUCUUCACGGCGCUGGCUGUCUACUUUCGGCACAACAUGUAUUGUGAGGCUGGAGUAUACACCAUCUUCGCCAUCCUGGAGUACACCGUUGUCCUAACCAACAUGGCGUUCCACAUGACAGCCUGGUGGGACUUCGGGAACAAGGAGCUGCUCAUUACCUCCCAGCCUGAGGAAAAGCGAUUCUGAACCCUUUCUCUCCUACUAGAAAGGAGGAGGCGGUCCACUGCCCAGAAACUAGAAACAAGACACCACUCUGGCCUUCCCCACCCUGUGUCCUCUGUGGGCCGUGCUGAAGCUGGGGGAGGGGGAGGAAGGGCAGAAGGGCACAGGACAGGGUUUUAGGUAGCCCUGCUGGCUUCUCUUUUCCCUCACCCCACUUGAAGGCACAGGGACCUUCAAGCAGCAUCACCCUUAUCAGAGAGGCCCCAAGAAGCUGAGCUGUUAGGCGAGCUCCACCAUCUGGUGCUAAAAAAAGUCCUGAGGUUUAUAACCACCAUCGGUUCUUGGCCUUUACAUAGCCACCUCUUGCUGAGGUCAGGGACCACUGAGCAGUGGCUGCUACCUGAAAACCACAGCCAUUUCUCUCCACGGGGUCAUUCACUUGACUGGUGUAUGUGAUUAUCUCCUGCACAUGCCCAGGCCUGUGCCACAGUCCCUUGCUAAGUUUGCCCAGGUGUUCUAGCUCUGACUUCACCUCCUGUUUAGUGUGUACCCCUUCCCCAUCUAAGCCUUAGUAUGUCCAUGCAGGUGGUUGGGGGUAGGAGGGCUGUAGGAUCUGUAAGGGCUCUGCCAGUGUGUGGUUCUGACACUACCUUGUGGAGGUAGUGUUCUGUACCUGAGGGAUGUCCUGCUCCAGGAAAAGCACUGGCACAGCAUUUGUUUUCCUUCCCUUCUGAAAUCCAUGGCUCACCGACUCUUCCUCCUUGGCAAAGGUGUAGGGUAGUCAGAGGCAGAUUCCUGCCCCAAAAUGGGCUCUCUGCUGUCUCCCUGUCCUCCCUGCUGCCCCAUGCCCUGACCUCUUUUGGUUGUACAUUUUAUUUCAAAGGAAAAUAAAUUUUUUUUUUUUUUUU